AUGGACAAGGAACAUCAUCCUUCAAUUUUUAUAUUCAACGUACUAAAAGCAGGAGCUCGGCAUGUGUCAGACGCUCCCCAUGAUCCAAAGCUCCUACUCGCUGCGUUUAGCGCUGCGUUGGAAUCUGCUUUAAAUAAGCCCUGGAUUGUUCAAGGCGCGAUCUAUGCGCCAGCCGGUGCAAGCAUCUUUAUUGACACGGAGGACGACCAGUGGCACGAUCACGUUGGUUGCCCUGCUGACGAGGAUUUGCGAAAAAUGUUCUCAGAGGAGAAUUCACCUUUAUCAAAUGCUUCCGAGAAGGUCAAUGAGAAUACCGAAUAUGUGCCCGACUUGACCUCUCGACGAGCCUGUGCAUCAAUAUUCAAAGUUCCCUACACACCUUAUAAAAGUUACUAUCCUCCUGAUGAUGCGCAGAAUGACCCGAAGUCACUAUUGAAGCAAUUCAUCGAUGCUAUUCACUCUGUCCUUCAUAAGAGUGAAUUGAUUAUCAGCGCAAUGUACGAGGCGGAAGCUAAAAGUGCAAACAUUUUUAUGAUGGACGGUUAA
Psilocybe cubensis is the source of this 546-nucleotide messenger RNA. RefSeq lists its product as uncharacterized. The coding region runs from base 1 to 546 and encodes 181 amino acids. The record is from RefSeq and is a predicted model, not a curated record. The transcript has 4 exons. Lineage: Eukaryota; Fungi; Basidiomycota; Agaricomycetes; Agaricales; Agrocybaceae.